GUCGCGGGGCGAUGACUUCCGGUGUGGUUGUCAUGGGCAACAAGGGACGCGAGGAGACGCCGCAAAGCCAAGCAUGAGCGGCGUCGGAAUCCCUUCCGCGGCGAACGCCUUCGAGCACCAACGACAUGGCCCCCAAGGCAGCUAAGAAAGGCGCAGCGGCCAAGAAGACCGCCGCCGCGCAGGGUCCCGAGGUCCAGACUUGGGAGAGCGGGCUCGCCGGCGCGCAGUUCGACGAGGAGCACUGGCAAGCGUGCGUCUGCAUGGUGGUGGGUCGAGGUCCGCACGACGAGGACCUGAUCCAGAUGCUGGGCCGGGCCGUGCAGCAACCGCAGCGCAAGCUUUUCAGCUCGCUCUCCUGGGAGGAGACCGAGGCCAAGAUCCGCGAAUAUGGAAACCCAAAAGCAAAAAAACGGGAGACCUUUCCUCAGUACUACGAGGUGACGGAGCCCGCCAGGGAGCUGCUGGAGGCCCGAGAGGAGAUCUCUGCCGAGCUCAUGGCGCAAAUUGUCAAGUUUAUGCUGCUGCAGAUUAAAGACAACGACCAGCAGAGGAGAAAAGCCGAGAUCGCUGCAGCGGUUCCACCUCCCACCAAAGAAAAAGCAGGGCCCAAAGGCAAAGACAAGAAGUCAAAGGAAGAGCCACCAGCCAAACCCAAAACCAAGCUGAAACGCAGGGAUGAUGUCGAGCCACCCAAGUACAUAAACGACGAGCCAACCGACGGCCCCCAGCACUACGUGCUGCUGCUGGGCUUCCACCAGCCUCACCUGGUGGGCACGCUGGACGCCGCCGGCGUGCACGUCGCCAACGUCAUCAGGCUGAGUGCGCCACACGCGCCCUGCGUCCAGGACCCGGAGGAAGACCAAGAGGAAGACGCGGAGGCCAACGCGGACGAAAUGGCUGCCAGAGAGGCGAAGGAGGCGCAGGCCAAGGUGCUGGACUGCUUCUGGGCGGCUCUCAGACAAGUUAUAGACAACGGGGGGCCAAACUCCCGACUCCACAACGUGGCUCAGCUGGAGUACGCCGUCCCCGACUCGUUGACGCCCUUUGACCCGCAGGAUCCCGAGUCUGUGAUGGCCGCGGCGACCCAAAUGUUUGACGGCGUGGCCGGUCUCAUCUACGACUGUCUGGACUGGCGCAGGCAGCACCAGCACUACUUGAACACGGCCAACUUCAUACGUGUGCCGUCUGUGGUCUCUGGGCAGGACGCCCCACAGCCUGCAGAGACUGGAGCUCCCGUGUCUCCACGCUCUAAGAAAUCAGGACGCCCGCCACCCCCGAAGAAGGCGCCGUCGUCUCUCACCACCGACGUGGACAUGAAUCACUACAAUUGCCUUUUGGAGCACGUCCCGGCCGAGGCCUGCUCUGUGCCGCUCAUCUUGCACUGUAUGCUGGAACAGACCGCUCCCGGUUUGGACCAUCACGUGGUCGCGCAAAUGCUGCACAGCGUCCUGCCUCAGGUGGAAACGGCAGAGGAGGGGAGGGACUUACUGCAUACUUUGAUGACCACAGUGCAGACGGAAGAAGACAAGGCGAUGCUUCUGGAGCAGUUUGAUGCAGAGGAGACGCCAACGAGGUCGGAGCAGCCCGUCAUCAUCAGACACCACGACGAAAGAGCACUCCGCUUAAUUGGGAUAACCGAGAUCCAAGGUUUGGAUCCAGCCCUGGAGGAGGCUUCCAUGAUGAAGCGCUCUCCCGCGUGGAAGCUCAUCAAUUCAGUGGCUCAGCGGCGUUCCAACAGCUCGUGCUGGAGGGCGAUCAAACAGCAGCUCCAGCGCCAAUGCACCGACGACAAGAUUUCGUGGCCGCAGGCGCAGCGCCUCUUCCACCAGAGCGUGUUUGAGAGCAUGCCGCUGACGGGAUUGGAUGACGACGGCGUUCUGGCGAAAGAUUGCAGACCUCUGGGGAUGGUGCAACAGAGCAAAAAACACCCCGUCAAUCCCUGGGACAACCCGCUGUCUUUCGCCAAGCAGAAGCUCCGCAACCUGCGCAAGAAAUCUCCAAAGUUUCUGAACGAAGACUCUGCUCCCACUGAGCAAAGCGGCGAGCCCCAGCUUGUCCAGCUCGACCUGUCCGACAUUCAGAGUUGCCGACUGAGGUCCCUCUCGGACUGGCACUACGUGGAACGCCACGAGGCCGCCGUCUUACCUCAAGUCCUCCAGUCAUCUGCUCAGGAGUUUCGCUGUCUGGACACACUCAGAGGAAGUCAUAAUAAUGUCCUGUACAUUUUCUGCCACAAUCCCAUGAGUUCUGAUCGCUUGUGCAAAGAAUUCUGGGAUGUAGCUCUUCACACAGAUGUCAAAUUCAGGACGUAUUUGGAGCACGUAGCAGACACCAUCACGGACUGGACCGAAAAAGAGGAGAUGAAGAGGCAGUCGUUGGAAGUCAACCAUAUAAGUCCUGCGCAUGUUUCACAAAAUUGGACGGAGGAAGAUGAAGAGUCUCGGGGGCCGUUCAUCACCAAAAACUCGCUGAAAGCGUCCAAGCUGGAGGAGGAGCGGCUCAAGGAAGAGGAAGCCAAGAAAGGCAAGAAGCCGGCGAAAGGGGCGCCGGGCAAGAAGCAGCAGGCGGAGGACGUGAAGUCGGCGGAGGCCAAGAAAAGCGACAAAUCGGCCACCACGGGCGCCAAGAGCAAAGCCACCACCAACAGCUCGACGACGGCCGCCUCCGACCAGUCGCUUUCCAGUAAAGCGGACGACAAAGAGGAGCCCGCCGCUGGCUUUGCGGGCUUCCACAUGGAGGGAAUGUUGGUCCAUCUGUCAGGCUGUCUCCAGUACAUCUUCCCUGCGGCCGGGGGACACGUUACCGUGGAGAAGAUCAACUACGUUGAAGGUUCCAACAUGCUAAAAGUGGCGGUGAGGAAAGACGGUCAUCACUUCUACACGCACAUCAGCCGAGUUACCCGCACACCCAGAAACGACGGCAGAGAGAAUCCCGUCAAGAGCGCCGCAGCCACCAGGCGUUCCUUCUCGGCCCUGCUGGAGAAUGACAUCCGGCUGUCUUACAGUUUUGAAAGACCGUCCGAAAAGCGCAAAGGUCCUGUUGAAGUGGGGAAAGCUGAAGCCCAAGUAGAGACCCCGAAAGAAAUGGAGAAAGGGCAGGAAGAGUCCACAGGAGCGGAGCUGACGGACGCCCCAAAGACCGACGGCGGCCCCGCAGAGGCGCAGGUGUGUGAAGUCCAAGCCCAAGUGUCCCCGAGUCCUUUCAACAGCCUCAACCUGUCUGUCCCGAGUGGCCUACUUGUGCAGUUUUUGCGUGGAGACGAAGAGCGAGACGUGCUAGUGCGACAGACUUUUCACGUGACGGGCCCCCAGCACCCCUCUCUGGCCAGAGAGGAGUCUCGCACCAUCACCUGCCAGGGCACCGUCAUCCGAUACAUGACGGACGGCUCCAGCGAGGUGCUCUUUGCCGACGGCGCGAUAAGUUCCAGCUUGGAUUCGGGCCCGGUGUGGCUGCAAGAAAUCGAAGAAGACAUCACCGAUGAACAAAAUCCAGAGAAGCAGGUGACGCGUCCGCCGCGAGGCUUUUGGACAACGACGACGCCCCUCGGUACUCGAAUCAGCACUGUGGGCAGCACUCACGAGCAGAGCCCCAGCUGCUCUCUUCUCACCUACAAGACGUCAGACGUGAUCACUCAAGAGGCGAUGCUGAGCCGGGAAGAUCUGGUGGUGAUGGUGCAGAAGCCAGACGGGUCCGUGUUCGUGGAUCACGCGGACGGGACGAGAAUCACCACCUUCUACCGGGAGAGGGCGCCGAGCGCGGACGACGACGUAAGCGUCGGCGUGACCGGGCGAGACGGGCAGACUUGCGGCGAAGCUGCUCCGAAGGGCGCCAAAACGCACGAGUCCGCCGACGUGCCGAGCAAAGAGAGGGUCCUGAUGGUGGAGAACGAGGCCUGCGCCACCGUCUUGAUGUACCCCGAACGCCACGUCGCCGAAAUCUGGUUGGCGGAUGGAACUGUCGUCACCGGGGAUCACGAGGGAGAUUAUCAGGUGAUCCCGUCCAGCGUCGGGCUACUGCACAUCCAAAAAGACGGGAAAUGCGUUUACACCGGCGGACGCCCUGGGGGGGGUCUCCCCUUUUACAUUAUGAGUCACACUGACGACGUGACUUGUGACAUCACGGACGUGGAUGGAAACCGCUUUCAGGUGAAGGAAGACGGUCAGGUGACGGCGCACAACGUUGGACCGGCUCCAAGAACGCUGCAAGAGGGAGAUGAGGAUGAGGAGGAGGAGGAGGAGGAGGAUGAGGAGGGCAAAGGGAUGACGUCCAAGCCCAGAGAACACAGUCCCAGGCUCUUCCUGGUGCAUGACGACGGUUCGGGUUCUGAGCUCCUGAGUAGUCAAGCCGUGGUGGAGCUGCUCCAGCAGGCCCGCUCGGACCCCACCGUGGCUCUGCUGAAGGACCCGCUGCCGGACACGCAAGGUGAGUUUGGCAUCACGGUCCUGAAGCCCAGCAUCGAGAGCGCACGGUCCAGGUGGGUGCACGUGAAGACGGACACCGACGCCUUGCUUCAAACGUUCCGCAAUCGCAGCAGGCGCGGCUCCCCCUGUUUUGAAGUCCCAGACGGAAAAAAGGCCGGCAGUCCUUCCUUUGCGACCACGACAGAACCCGGCCCGCAAAAACGAGCCGCGGCCAGCGUAGCCGUGCGCAGCUGCCCCAGAGUCCUGGAAAUCAGGGAAGUGUACCAACACCGGCCCUUAAGCAGAAGGCUAAAAAACACAGUGGACAUGCGACUGAAGGAAUAUAUUGAGAGUUUGAUGGAGAAGGCCCAGCGGUCCGCUGACGUGAUGCUCAAGGAGCCUCGCGCUGAAACCGAGCGAGUCCACGCCGGUGUUCUGCUCAGUCAGUCUCUUACAGAGGACGCGCAGGAGACUCGCGCCAUUGCCAAAAGGACCCCGGGGGACGUCGGCGCCCUGUACGGCCAAGCCGUGCAAGCUCCGCCCGAGCCCUCGGACCAUUCGGAGGAUCCCGCCACGACAGCCAGCGUCAGCUGCGCCCGCGUCAAGGAGUCAAAGUGGGCAGAGACGCUGGAACAGUACAGACAGGAGCUGUUUGAGGUGAAGCAGUGCGUCGACGCUCUGAAGAGGAAGUUUAUCGUGCCGUACUUCCACCCGGAAAACGUCGCAUUACACCAGAAUCUUCUCCUCCCUGGGAAUCCCGAGACGAGGAGGCCCGGCUUGAGCGUCCUGGACUUCCCCGAGUCAGACCAUAUGGUAGAAGCCUUGCAGAGGGACGACCUGCAGGAAGAGUAUCACGACGUCGCGGUAGCACCGGAGCCGUCGAAGCCGACGCCCCGUUCCGCCAGGGCCAGUCACGCAGCAACGAGGAGGAGCAGCGGCAGGAUGGCCGGAAUGACGCCGCCGACCGCAGCGGCUCCGAGCCUUCGGACGGACUCCUCCGGGCCGUCGAGGCCCGGCCGGGCCGACGUCGGCGGGCGGCCCGGGCGGCCGGGGGUCAGACUUCCGCCGUCGAUCGUCACCUUCAAACCCUUCAGUGUGCCCAAUCGCCACUUCCGCUCCGUGGAGGAGCCGGUCCGGCGCAGGUGUCGCACAAUUUCUCUGGCUGACCCCAACGCGAUAACCAGAGGCUUCGAGCUGCGCCCGUCCAGCGUCAACUUCGGCGUGCAGAGGGCCGGCACGCCCUUCGCCGUCACUGUGGUCAUGAAGAAUGUGGGCGUGGACACCUGCAGGUUCCACGUGAAACAGCCUCCGAUCUCCUCGGGCCUCCGUGUCAAGUACCUUCCGGGACCCGUACCGGCGGGCUUGCAAGUCGAACUGAAAAUCGAGCUGUUCGCCAUGUGCGACGCGCACGAGGGCUACGCGGAUCCGACCAAGUACAUCUCCCACGACAUCGUCAUCCCCACGGAGACCGACAUCAUCUAUCUGCCCGUCACAGCCACCAUUCUUCCCGAGAGCUGGUACGACAUUUGGUCCCGAGAUGGCUACGGCGGGUGCAGCAGGAGACCCCCGGGGCCCCCCGAAGGAUCCCGCGGCCCCCCGCCGUGGCGGCAGCCGGCCAGCUCUCGGGGGCCCGCCGCCGCCGCCGCCGUCAACGCAGGGCACCAUAAACGCACCGCUAGCCUGUAACGAGCACACGAAUUCCCGCAAAAAGCAGUCGGCGCUGUAUGUAAAGUCCGUUUGCCAAUAAAAGUGCUCAAGUCUGUGCGUGUGUUGCUUCUAUUCUUGUCGAGAUGAUGCGGCCGGGACUCAGGGCGAGUGGAAGGCGUGCUGAAAAUGUGUUUGAAUGAUAACUGACAGGAAAGAAGGUCUCGAGCGGCGCAAUCCUCCAUCCGCCGUGCCCACGCGCGCGCGGUCGCGAGCCUGCCUUUGCGGAGCGCCGAUGACGUCAGAGAAAGCGCAAGGAAGGGGGGUGGGGGCGGCCGACGAUGGCGGGUUGCCGCAGGCGCCGACAUGGAGAAAUCGGACACCGACUUGCGGCGGAUGAGCUGACCGGG
Syngnathoides biaculeatus (alligator pipefish) is the source of this 6454-nucleotide messenger RNA. It is a transcript of the gene spag17, whose product is annotated as sperm associated antigen 17. The record is from RefSeq and is a predicted model, not a curated record. NCBI's taxonomy places the organism in Eukaryota, Metazoa, Chordata, Actinopteri, Syngnathiformes, Syngnathidae. Gene Ontology annotation, biological process: axonemal central apparatus assembly; epithelial cilium movement involved in extracellular fluid movement. The coding region runs from base 126 to 6086 and encodes 1986 amino acids. Gene Ontology annotation, cellular component: axonemal central apparatus. The transcript is spliced from 51 exons.